UCCGCUGUGCAGUCGUGCAGGCAUGACUAGUAUGGUCUGUCUCGCCGAUUUUGAGGAGUAUGCCAAACAACAUCUCGCAAAAUCCACAUGGGACUAUUAUGCUGCUGGAGCUGAUGAAUGUUACACUAGAGAUGACAACUUGCUAGCUUACAAACGGAUCCGCUUGAGGCCACGGAUCUUACGGGACGUGUCGGUCAGCGACACUAGGACCACGGUACUGGGAACAGAGAUCCAUUUCCCUGUGGGAAUUGCACCCACGGCCUUCCACUGCCUCGCGUGGUAUGAAGGAGAAUUGGCCACGGCCAGAGCCACUGAAGCGGUGAACACUUGCUAUAUAACAAGCACAUACUCCACAUGCUCUGUGGAGGAGAUCUGUGCUGCAGCACCCAACGGUUACCGCUGGUUUCAGCUGUACUUAUACCGUGACCGUAAUCUAUCAGAGCAGAUUGUGCGAAGAGUGGAAGCGCUCGGUUAUAAGGCCCUGGUGCUUACAGUAGAUGUACCCUAUACUGGUAAACGGCGCAAUGACAUCCGCAACCAGUUUAAACUCCCACCUCACCUGAAGGUCAAGAACUUUGAUGGGAUGUUCCAGGAGCAGAAAAGCAGCGUUGAAGAAUAUGGGAUCCCGGCCAACACAUUAGAUCCAUCAAUCAGCUGGAAGGAUGUGAGCUGGCUCCAGUCUCUAACACAUCUCCCUAUGAUCAUCAAGGGCAUCCUCACAAAAGAAGAUGCAGAGCUGGCUGUAGAGCAUGGGGUCAAAGGCAUAAUUGUGUCAAAUCACGGAGGCCGACAACUAGAUGGAGGACCCGCGACAAUAGAUUGUCUGCCUGAGAUAGUAGAAGCAGUGCAGGGCCGUGUCGAGGUCUACAUGGACGGGGGCAUCCGCACGGGUAGCGAUGUGCUGAAGGCUAUAGCCUUGGGAGCCAAAUGUGUGUUUAUUGGCAGACCGGCAAUCUGGGGCCUCGCUUACAAGGGGGAGGAAGGAGUGAAGGGGGUGUUGGAGAUGCUGCAAGAUGAGUUCCGUUUAUCUAUGGCGUUAUCAGGGUGCAAAAAUGUUGCUGAGAUCAACAGGAGCCUCAUACAGUUCUCCAAACUUUGAAUAUCCAAGAGAUCUACAGUUAUUUACACCACAAUAAUCCACAAUGUCUACUUCAAGUGGUGUAUGAACUACUGUAGUUUUGAGGUCUAUACAAAUGUUCAAAUGAUGGUACUGUAUAACUAACUACAGUGUUUUUAAUUCAAUAAGCAUCAACUUACUUUGCAAAUAAAA
This is a messenger RNA of Triplophysa rosa, 1270 nucleotides long. It is a transcript of the gene hao2, whose product is annotated as hydroxyacid oxidase 2 (long chain). The transcript has 7 exons. The record is from RefSeq and is a predicted model, not a curated record. Bases 23 to 1099 code for a protein of 358 amino acids. Gene Ontology annotation, molecular function: oxidoreductase activity; FMN binding. NCBI's taxonomy places the organism in Eukaryota, Metazoa, Chordata, Actinopteri, Cypriniformes, Nemacheilidae.